Knipowitschia caucasica is the source of this 390-nucleotide messenger RNA. The record is from the annotation of a GenBank genome assembly. NCBI's taxonomy places the organism in Eukaryota, Metazoa, Chordata, Actinopteri, Gobiiformes, Gobiidae.
AUGGGACCACGGCAGCGGAACAAUCACCAACGACUGGAGCCGAACGCCGCGGUCUGUCUCCACUUCGCACCAACUGUUCCAGCUUCACGGGACAAUCUGCAGCAGCGGCGGCGGCUAAUGGAUGUUAAACCGGAAUCUCAGACACCCUUCCUCAUGCUGCUGGUACAGACCCUAUACAGUACGUAUGGAGCAUGCUAUAGCUCCUGCCACGUCCCCAGCCCUCUGCGUGACAGUGAGUGGCCCUCGGUGAAGGCCCCGGGCCCCGCAGUGACAGGUCUGGUCUGUGGGGACAUGCUGACCCCGCUGCCCUGUCUGUGUUUGUUUACCUUCAGCCGCACCUGCCCCAGACGCUCCGAGAGGACAGGCUGCCACGAGGCGAGCAGAGCCUGA